ACAUGUGGUCCUAAAAUAACUUAAACUAAGAAAUGAUAUGUAUUAACAUAAUUAUACAAAAUUAGAGAGACAGACCACCGCCUGAAUUCGCCCUAGAGACUUUUGUCUCUGGCACACCACCCUAGACGUCGUCGUCUCCGUCCGAUCUCCAUGGAUUCACACUGCAAGUUCUUCUCCACCGUCGCCUAUGUCCGAAACUCCCAUUGAGAAGCUAUGCUUCUCCUCGUUGGGACUCCACCUAGGAUGACCCGAAGCGUUUCUCGGAGAGGUGAAGCCUCUGCCUCUCCCACGCCUAGCUCGUUGCCUCUGGUGAUAACUCGUCGUUCCAAUGUCUCAGAGUCUGCUUGCGUUUCAGUGACAAAGAGCCCUCCUGUACUACCCUCGAAGCCAGAACCUCCAGAUCUGUUUCCGGUGGAACAGAUUGAACCGCUGUUUGAAACCUUCCCUCCGCCAGAUCCGCCGUUUAAAACUCCCUCUCCGCCAGAACCACCAGACCCUCCUCUUAAAGCUCCUUCUCCUAUGUGCCCUCCGGAACCUCCAGAUCCUCCAGACGUUUUAAAGGUUAAGAUAAUAACUAUUGCAGACCCUCCCGACCACGACCACUCUGGUGCACCGGAUCUGUUCUCCUUCACCCUCAAAAUUGCAGAGCCUCCUCAUGUUUCUGGGUUCAGUUCUACUAUAUCCUCUGGAGAAAGUCUCGUUUCCCUCUUUGCUCUUAGGAUUUGUUUUGAAAGAUACAGUCUUCGUGACCCCCUUGAUAGAGUCAAAAUUGGUUGGUUUCUGUUGCACUUCAAGUCUCACUGAACAAAAUUCAAGGUCUCAAUCUCCUCCAUUACCUCAGUAUGAUGGUUCUAGACGUGGUUUUACCCAUCCGUUACCUCAGUAUGAGGCUUUUAGGCUUUGGUUUAGCCUUCCCUUACCUCAGUGUGAGGUUCUCUUACCUCAGUAUGAGGUCCAUUUACCUCAGUAUGAGGUCGUAAUUCGAAAUCUACUCUUUUUGCGUUUAUUGCAAUAUAUCUGUAUAUUGGUUUUCUUAAUUAAUAUUUCAGGAAUAAGCUACAGAAAAUUAGAAGAUGAUUUCAUAAAACCCAAUCUUGGUUUUUAGCUUCUGAUUUGGUUGGCGGACUGUGGAGUUUCAUACAAUUUCACGCUCCAUCAAUGCUGAGGAUUUCCUCUCUAUAUUCAGGCUCAUCAAGAUGGUGUGUGGUCACCUCUGUAGCCAAAUUUGUUGCUGCCUUUCAUGCAUUUGAUGCUGCAGCUUGUUCGGGCAGUAGUUCACCGCGUGUGUCUUCUGAUUCCCAUGGCUUCAUCUCACUUUUUAGCAAUUUAGGUAUUUCUAUGUUAAGUUGCUUAUGUGCUAUGUAUGCGUCUAUCCAUUGUGUUUAUGUUUCCCGCAUAGCUUUUGAUGCAGCGGUUUAUCUGACCAGUAUGGUUGCUUUGUUGUACUUGAACAAUUUCUCCAUGAUUGGAGUUUAAGUUUUAUUUAUAAAAUUUGGUUUGAUAAAAAAAAAUACAAAAUUUAAACAAA
Molecule: messenger RNA, 1528 nt
Organism: Brassica napus (rape)
Lineage: Eukaryota; Viridiplantae; Streptophyta; Magnoliopsida; Brassicales; Brassicaceae
Product: leucine-rich repeat extensin-like protein 5
Exons: 2
Coding region: 214-804 (196 amino acids)
Source: RefSeq, a predicted model, not a curated record